This is a messenger RNA of Acyrthosiphon pisum (pea aphid), 10080 nucleotides long. Its product is annotated as dynein heavy chain 2, axonemal. Gene Ontology annotation, biological process: microtubule-based movement. Lineage: Eukaryota; Metazoa; Arthropoda; Insecta; Hemiptera; Aphididae. Gene Ontology annotation, molecular function: minus-end-directed microtubule motor activity; dynein light intermediate chain binding; ATP binding. Gene Ontology annotation, cellular component: dynein complex. Bases 15 to 9791 code for a protein of 3258 amino acids. The record is from RefSeq and is a predicted model, not a curated record. The transcript has 46 exons.
UUUAUACUGAACAAAUGCAAAAUAAAUUGGAAAUAUUAAAAACCGAAGAAAAACAAUUAAACGAUGAUCUUGCAGUAUUUGAAAUAAAAUAUAUUCAUUCAGUUGAAAUUGGCAAACUUCAGGAAGAAAUAUUAGUUUUACACUCAGUUUGGAAACUAGUGAAUACUUGGGAUGAUAUUUGGAAAGACUAUAAACAAAAACAAUUUUGGCAUAUACAUGUUUCUGAUUUAAAAGUUACUGUGUCCACAUUUUUCGAUCAAUUUAAUAUUUUAGUUAAUGGAUUAAAAAAUAAAAAAUGGGAGGUAAUAGAAACAACUCGUAAUAAUAUUGACGAAUUUCGUAAAUUAUUACCGGUGGUCGAUGAUUUAAAAAAUCCGGCAAUGAAAGACAGACAUUGGGACGAAGUACGAAACGUCAUAAAUAAAAAAUUAAUCCAGAAAAGUUCUGAUUUUACGUUAGAAAAAUUAAUGGAAGUUAAAAUUCAGGAUUACAGUGAAAAAAUUAGUGAUGUGUCAAGAAAAUCAACAAUAGAACUAGGUUUAGACAAUGCUAUACAAAAUAUAAAAGAAAUAUGGUCCAGUAAAAAUCUACACUUAGAACCCUACAAAGAUAAAGGUAUUUAUUACGUGAAAGUGAAUGAUGACAUUUUUCAAUCAUUAGAAGAUCAUCUUAUGCAGCUAUCUGCGAUCAAGGCAUCAAAAUAUAUUUCCGUUUUCCUAAACGAGGCAGAUUUUUUAGAAAAAUCUAUAGGUCUCAUCAUGGAAGUUUUGGAAAUUAUUCUUUCAGUUCAACGACAGCAUAUUUAUUUAGAAAAUAUAUUUAUUGGAGAUGAUAUACGACAUAAAAUGCCAAUUGAAAGCAUUGACUAUGAUAUUUUAACAGAAGAAUGGAAAGAAAUAACCAUUCAAAUGUAUAAAGAAAAUAAUUUAUUCAGAGCAUGUAAUUGUAAAUCUUUAUUCAAACAUUUAAAUACGAUGAAUUACCGCUUGGAAGUCAUACAGAGGGCUUUAGAAGUGUAUAUGGAAUCAAAACGUCAUAUAUUUCCGAGAUUUUAUUUUAUAUCAAAUUGCGAAUUAUUAGAGAUACUAGGAAACUCUAAAAAUCCUGAAUCUAUACAACCACAUUUAAAAAAGCUUUUUACCAAUGUCUAUAGCAUAAAAAUCAUCACAAAUAACAACCAGAAAAAAGAGGUACAAGGUAUGUUUUCUAAAGAUAAAGAGUAUGUAGACUGGAACCAACCGGUUAUAUGUGAUGGACCAGCAGAAAUUUGGCUAAAUUCGAUAGAAGAUGCAAUGCGCAAUUGCCUAAAACAAAUAUUAAAGCAAGUAAAAUUAUCAUUAACGAAAAAUCUAAAAACUCGUGACAAGUGGAUAUUGGAGUGGCCAGGACAAUUAUGUAUUGCUGCAUCUCAAAUUCAGUGGACCGCCGAUUGUACCCGAUCAUUAGUACAGUCCAGACAUUUAAAACACAAGUAUCCUUUAAAAAAAAUGUAUAAAAAACAAAAAAAUAUAUUGACAAAGCUCUCAAAAGUGGUCCGGAGCGAUUUAUCGAGUACUGAAAGAUUAAAAGUCGUGGCUUUGAUCGUGAUAGAGAUACAUGGUAGAGAUGUAGUUGAAUACAUGUACAAAUCAAAUUGCAUGGACGUGUCUGCAUUUGAAUGGAUGUCUCAAUUACGAUUUUACUGUGAUAAAAAAUCAAAUGAUAUUGUUAUAAGACAAACUAACACCAAACAACUAUAUGGAUACGAGUACUUAGGCAACUCUGGAAGAUUAGUUAUCACUCCUUUAACUGAUAGAUGUUACAUCACAUUGACUACAGCAAUGCAUAUGCAUCUUGGUGGAAACCUUAAUGGUUCAACGUAUACGGGUAAAACCGAAACUAUAAAAGAUUUAGGGAAACAUUUGGCCCAAUUUGUUAUAGUCGUGAAUUGUUCUAAAAGUCUAGACUACAAAAGUAUGUGUCGCAUUUUCUUAGGACUUGUGCAACAAGGUGCUUGGGGUUGUUUUGAUGAAAUUCAACGAAUAAAAAUCGAAGUUUUGUCCUCUAUAACACAACAAAUAUCAUCUAUAUUUUCGGCUUUGGCGGCGGAUCUAAAAACGUUAGUUAUAGAAAACAGAAAUGUUGCAUUAGUAUCAUCUUGCGGUAUAUUUAUCACAACGUGCCCAACUAAUGAAUAUAAUAAGUACUUACCAGACAACUUUAAAUCAAUGUUUCGCACUGUGUCUAUGAUAGUCCCAGACAGUAAGCUAAUCGCUGAGACAAUUCUUUUUAGUGAAGGGUUUAAAGACUCUAAGACACUAGGUAACAAGAUAUUCGUUGUAUAUUCACUCUUCAAACAAAUAGUAAACAAACAAAACUAUUGUGAAUAUGGACUUCGGAGCUUAAUUGGAUUAAUAAAGUAUGCAGGAAAUUAUAAACGGACAAACACGGAAAUACCGGAUAAUGAGAUUAUUUUACUAGCAGUCCAUAAAACGAUUUUAGCAAAUAUAAAUAAGGAAGAAUUACCAAUAUUUACGGACAUGAUCAAUAAUUUAUUUCCAGACAUAACUCCACCUGAAACAAAAUAUGAAGUUCUAAUAGACGCAAUAAAACGUAGCAUGCUGAAAAACAAUCUACAACCAACCGAUUCUGCUGUUUUAAAAAUUGUUCAAUUAUACGAAAUAAAAACUUAUAGAUCUUCUGUUAUAAUAAUAGGAAAUUCUGGAGCCGCUAAAAGCAUUACUUGGAAAACACUAAGAGAUGCACUCAUUUUACUGAAGCGUGAACAAAUCAAUUCAUUCGAAACAGUUAUUGAAUAUGUUUUAAAUCCAAUAACAUUAACAAUAGAAGAACUAUACGGUAAAUAUAAUCAUGCUACACAUGAAUGGGAGGAUGGAGUUUUUUCGUCAAUUGUACGCAAGAUUUGUUCCGAUAAUGGAUUGGAACAAAAGUGGGUGAUACUAGAUGGACCACUCGAAAACCGAUGGGUUGAAAAUAUGAGUUCUGCAAUAGACGAUACCAACAUUUUAAUUUUAGAAAACGGGGAACGCAUUUUAAUACCAAAACAGGUGUCUUUUCUUUUCGAAGUAGAAGAUUUAAAAGUUGUAUCCCCUGCAAUUAUUUCAAAAUGUGGUAUACUUCAUAACAAUCAUAACGAUUAUGGAUGGCGAUUAUACGUCAACUCGUGGUUAAAUAGUUGCAAGUUUAAACUGUUUAAAGAUGAGAUGAAACUUAAUUUCGAACAUUACAUUGACGAUUUACUUGUAUUUAAAAGAUUAAACUGUAUUGAAAUAGUUUCAUUAACUGAUCAAAAUUGUGUAAUAUCUUUGUGCAAGUUAUUAGAAAGCUGCACAUUUCACGAUUUGGCUGAUAAAAUUCCUAAUGAAUUAAAUGAUGGCCAAUACAAAUUUUUAAUUAAGAUUUGGUUUAUUUUUUGUAUGAUUUGGUCAAUAUGUGGUUGUUUGAGUGAGGACGGGAAAAAGAAAAUUGAUGUAUAUUUUAGAAAUCUUGAAGGCAUUUUUCCUAUAAAAGAUACAGUUUAUCAUUAUUACGUCGAUAAUAAUUACUGUAAAUUUCAACAUUGGGAACAAAAACUCUCAACUAAUACAUGGACAUAUGAUAGAGAAGUACAAUUUUCCAAAAUAAUUAUUCCAACCAUAGAUACUAUUCGCCACAGUUAUUUAAUACAAUCAUAUUUAAGUAAAAAGCAACCGGUUUUAUUAGUUGGACCUAGAGGUUGUGGCAAAACAUUGAACGUUAAAAAUUCAUUUUUAACUAUGAACAAAUCUGAAUAUUCUCUUUUGAACAUUAAUAUGACAGCUUGGACUUCAUCAAAUGAUAUUAAAGAAACGAUCGACGAUAAGUUAGAAAAACGCACUAAAGAACUUUAUGUUCCACUAACUGGAAAAACAAUGGUUACGUUUUUGGAUGAUAUGCAUAUGCCUAUAAAAGAAGCUUGCGGAGUCCAGCCUUCCUUAGAAUUGAUUAGACAUUGGGUCGACUAUGGGUUCUGGUACGACACAAAAAAACAAUGUCCAAAAUAUGUCAAAAAUAUGCUUCUUAUAUGUGCUCUGACUCAGUUUGAUAAAAUUGAACACUUUAUUAGCAACCGAAUGUUGAAUCGUUUUAGUGUGGUCAAUAUACCAUCUCUCGAAGAAAACGAUAUCUAUACAAUAUACAACACCAUACUCGGUCAACAUUUAAAAAAAUUCGACGAAACUGUGUCAGAAAUAGGUAAUGGAUUGACUUCGAUGACGAUAAGCCUCUAUAAACAUUUAAUGAUUAGCAUGACUCCAACUCCAUCAAAAAUACAUUAUUUAUUUGAUUUGAAAGAUAUUUCAAAAGUAUUUCAAGGUUUACUUCUUAGUAAUGUCAAGUAUCAAAAUUUUAAAGUGCCUAUGUUGCGACUUUGGUGUCAUGAAGUAUUCCGUGUUUUCUAUGACCGUUUGGUUGAUACAAGCGAUCAAAAAUGGUUUCUAAAUCAAAUAAAUCACCAACUUGAAAAUAAUUAUCAUUUGUCAUAUCAUGAUUUGUGUGCAUCGAAAAAAAAUCCAAUAUUUUUUAGUUUUCUAAAUGAAGAAAUGCUGUACGAAGAAGUCGUAGAUGAAGAUUACUUGAAAAAAUUCAUCAAAUGUAGCAUUAAAGAAUACAAUUCUAACUCUGAGUUUGUGCCACUAGACAUUUUAUUGUUCAGGGAUUAUAUAGAACAUAUUUGUCGUAUCGUCAGAGUCAUAUCACAACCAAUGGGUCACAUACUUCUCAUAGGCAUUGGUGGAUCGGGUAGAUCAUCGCUAGCAAAAAUAGCCUCGUGGUUGUGCAAGUACAGUAUUUUUACGAUUGAGUUGUCCAAAUCGUACGGAACAUCGGAAUUUAAAGAAGACUUAAAACUAAUUUAUUCCGAAACGGGAAUAAAAAAUCAACCAACAUCAUUUGUGUUUAAUGAUACACAAAUCGUUGACGAUUCAUUUUUGAAAAUCAUUAACAGUAUUUUAAGUACUGGCGAAGUAACACGAUUAUUCGAAGAAAAUGAAUUUAAAGAAAUCAAAAAUGCAUUAUCAGAUAACAUUAAAAAUGGAGACAAAAUGGAAUCAUCCGAAGCAGUUAAUUCAAUUUUUAUAGACCAAGUUAAAAACAACCUACACUUUAUUCUAUCUUUCAGUCCUAUAGAAAAAUCAUUUAGAGUACGGUUAAGGCAAUAUCCUGCAUUAUUAAAUUGCACUACAAUUGACUGGUUUUUGGAUUGGCCAAAAGAAGCUUUAUUGGAGGUGGCAUCAACUUCUCUCGAUGAUCUUGAUAUUUUAGCAACAAUUACUGGAGAACAAAGAGCAUAUGGAGAAGAAAACGAAGGAACAACUCAGGACAAACUAAAAAGUUCAUUAGCUUCUAUUUUUUCUUCUAUUCACAAUUCUGUAAUAGAAUAUUCCAAUCGUAAUAAAGUUGAAUUGAAUCGUACAAAUAAUAUAACACCAGCUGUUUAUAUAGAAAUGAUAUUUAGAUACAAAAUAAUACUACACGAAAAGCGUAUUGAAAAACAAAAUAUGUCAAUUAAAUUGAGAAAUGGCUUACAAACAAUUAAUGUCACUAAUCAUAAAAUAAAUUAUAUGACAAUGGAAUUAGAAAAAAUCACAGAGUUUAUAACGAAUCACACUAAAUUCUGCGAUGAAAUGUUUACCACUAUUUCUAAAUAUAUUAAAGAAAUAGAUAACAAAAAAAAAGAAAUUUACAUCAUUUCUAAAAAUAUAAAAGAAGAUGAGUUAAAAUGCCAAGAAAUGUACAAUAUAGCUUUAUCGGAAUUAAAACUUAUGAUUCCUGGAUUAGAAGAAGCUACAAAUAACGUAUGUGCUCUUAAUAAAAAAGAUCUCUCAGAAAUUAAAUGUUUCUCCGUACCUCCAGAAGGUGUGAAAUUAGUUUUAGGAGCCGUUAUGACAUUAAAACUAGCUGAUCCAAGUUGGGCAGAAGCUAAAAGACAACUAGAUGAUCCUAAUUUUCUACAUCAGUUAAAAGAUUUUGAUAAAAACCACGUAACCGAUAAUGUCCUGAAACAACUUGAUGUAUUUAUAAAAAAUCCAGAAUUUGAACUAGAAAAAAUUGGUCUUCAGUCAACAGCUGCUAAAUCUUUAGGCAUGUGGGUUGUUGCUAUCGAAAAAUAUGCUAAAAUGUACAGAACUAUAACACCUAAAAGAGUGACUGCGGAUUUAGCAAUGGCAAAAGUUAAAGAAGAUCAAAUUUCCCUCAAAAAAUUAGAAGAAAAUCUGGCAGAAAAACAAAAUCUACUUGAAAAACAAAAAUUGGAUUUCGAUGAAAAUAUAACUAAAAAAGAACAGCUUAUUACUAAAGCUGAAGAAUUAAAAAGCAAUUUGGAAAAAGCUACAAAACUAAUCGAUGGAUUAUCCAAAGAAAGAAUGAAGUGGAGUAAAACAUUAAGUCAAAUCGACAAGGAAUAUGAUUAUUUACCAGGAGAUUGUGUUUUAAGUACUGCGUUUGUAUCAUACAUGGGACCGUUUAGGUUUAAAUCUCGAGAGAUUAUAAUGAAUUUAUGGUUACAAAUUAUAAGAGAAAAUGGAGCUCUUAACAACCCCAACUUUGAAGUUACUUUAUUUUUAACGAAUCCAACAACAAUCAGAAACUGGAACAACCACGGAUUAUCCAAUGAUAGAUUUAGUUUAGAAAAUGGUAUUAUCAUUAGCCAAAGUUAUAGAUAUCCAUUCAUAAUAGAUCCACAAAGUCAAGCAUGGAGAUGGAUUAAAAAUAUUGAAUUGGAUAAUGGAUUAAAAAUUAUUGAUUAUAGAUCAAAAAAUAGUAUGCAGAAUUUAGAAAUUGCCCUACAAAACGGUUAUCCGACUUUGAUACAAAUUGAUUUUGAAAAUGUCGAUCCACUUAUAAUUUCAAUAUUAUCUAGAUCUAUUUUGAAACAAAGGAAUAAACUUUUUAUACGAAUAGGUAGUAAACUAUUACCCUACAAUGAACGUUUUAGACUUUUCAUUACUACAAGAAUAAAAGAUUGUUAUUAUUUAUCUGAAAUAAUAUUAAGGACUACAGUUGUCGAUUUCGCUAUUACAGAGGAAGGUCUAGAAGAACAAUUAUUAAAAAUUUUAGUCAAUGUAGAAAACCCUGGUUUAGAAGAGCUUAGAGAUAAUACGAUCAUAAAUAUUGAAAAAGAUAAAAGAUGUCUAGUUGACUUACAAGAUGAGUUGCUUAAAUUAUUGGAUGACAGUGAAUGCUCAUUAUUAGAAAAUGAACAACUUCUCCUAACUUUAAGAUCUUCGAAAGCGACAUUUAGCAUAGUGAAAGAACGUCUUCAAAGCUCUUUAGCUAGUCAAGCGGAAAUCUACAUAGCUCGAGAGGGCUAUAGACCGUGUGCCAAACGUGCCACCAUACUGUAUUUUAUUAUCAAUGACCUAGAUAAAUUGAACCCAAUGUAUCAGUUUUCGUUGGAUUUUUAUACCGAAUUAUUUAAAAAUUCAAUUAAAAAGAGCAACGCAGCAGAACAACUUAUCGAAAGGAUUGAUAAUUUAAAUGAACAUCACACAUAUGCAGUUUACGAAAACAUCUGUCGUGGAUUGUUCGAACGCCAUAAGUUGCUUUUUUCGUUCCAAAUAUGUACUAAAAUAUUGAUUACGGAAAAUAAAAUUAAUGAAAAUGAAUUUGAAUUCUUAUUGAACGGUGGAAUUAAACCAAAUGAAAGACAAGAAAAACAGCUAUUUACGACAAAACGCCCGGACUGGUUACCUGCAAUAUGUUGGGAUAACAUUUUGGCGUUAAGUAGCUUUCCAGAUUUUCAUGAUGUAGAAAAAUCAUUUGAAAAAUGUUCAACUGAGUGGAAUACGUGGUACUUGUCCUCGGAUCCAGAAAAUCUAAAACUCGUUGGUCCAUGGGAAAAUAAAUGUAAUUUAUUUCAGCGUAUUCUAUUUAUAAGAAGCUUACGAUUAGAUCGAUUAUCAUUUUCCAUCAAACAUUUUCUAUCAAAGAAUCUUGGACGUCAAUUUACUGAGACCCCAGUCGUGGAUUUCAAACAAAUUUUAAAUGAUCUAAAUAAUACUAAUUGUUUGAUUUUUAUUUUGUCCCCGGGUUCUGAUCCGACAAAUAUGUUAACACACUUGAUUAAAAAUUACAAUAAGAAAGAAAAAUUUCAAUCUCUAUCUUUAGGCAAUGGUCAAGAGUCAAUUGCCACCAACUUGAUUAAAACUGCACAAAAAGAAGGUCAAUGGAUAUUUCUCUCGAAUUGCCACCUCCUAUCAACAUGGAUGCCGCAGUUAGAUAAAAUAAUUGAAAUUAUGCAAGAUGGUAACACCCAUCCAGACUUUAAAUUGUGGCUAAGUUCUAAGCCACAUCCGAAAUUUCCAAUAACAUUAUUACAAACUGCUAUAAAAGUAUCAUCUGAACAACCCAAGAACAUAAAAUCCAGUUUGUUGCUUUUAUACCAAAAUAUUAACGAAGAGGAAUUUUCUCAAAACCAAGCAUCUAGCAAAUACAAAAAAAUACUAUUUAACUUGUGUUUUUUCCAUUCUAUACUAACUGUAAGAAAAAAAUUUCUAAGCCUGGGAUGGAAUAAAAUGUAUGACUUUAGUGAUUUCGAUUUCAAGGUAUCAGAAAACAUUUUAUUCAAUUAUCUCAACGAGUACGAAGAAACUCCCUGGACUGCAUUACGAUAUUUAAUAGGAAAUAUCUUUUAUGGUGGAAACAUAACUGAUAUUUGGGAUAAAAGACUUUUGGACACAUACAUAAACCAAUUUUUCAAUGACAAUUCUAUUACAAUUAAUUUUUACAAGUUAUCGUCACUGAUCAAUUGUCAUGUCCCUGAAAAUGGUACUUUACAAUCUUACAAAGACUUCAUAAAAACAUUACCCUGCGAAGAUGUAGCUCAGACGUUAGGCCAGCAUUCAAACGCCGAUGUGAUUUAUUUAACGAGAGAAAAUUAUUCAUUAUGUGAAACACUAUCAUUUUUACAAAAACAGUUUAAUGGCUCAUCAGACAAUGAAAAGGAAAAAAAAGUGCUUUUUCAAGUAUCUCAGAUCCUUCAAAAUAUUCCUCCAUUAAUUAAUCACGAAAUUAUUGUUGAAAACAUUGAUAUAAAAAGAAGUUUAUUGAAUACUGUCAUUUUGCAAGAGGCAAUGUGUUAUAAUAAUUUACUUAAGAAGAUGGAAAUGACAUUGAUGACAUUAGAAAAAGGAAUCACAAGCCUAAUGGUUAUACCACUUGAUAUUGAAAACAUGUUUGAAAAAAUAUACAAUGGCAAAGUUCCAGAUCAAUGGCUAAAAACAUAUCCAUCCUUAAUGAAUUUGGGUGCGUGGAUGAAAAAUUUAAUUGAACGUGUAAAAUAUUUUACUACUUUGGUAAACGCAAGUCAACAACCUGUUUCAAUUUGGUUGGGAGCUUUCACUUCUCCUACUGCUUUCUUAACUUGUAUACUACUGAGUGAAUCAAAACAGUCUUCAGUGCAAAUAGAUUUACUUAGCUGGGAAUUUAUACCUAUUCCGAUAUCAGAGAAUGACUUACUAAAUCCACCAGACAAAGGAGUAUAUAUACAUAAUCUAUAUUUGGAAGGCGCUGGUUGGGAUAAGGAACAUUUGUGUUUAUGUGAACCAUCACCAUUAGAAUUGAUAACUGUAUUACCCAUCAUACAUUUUUUACCCGUAGAAGGCAAAAGAAGUCUCCCAGAUUUUUACCAAAGUCCAGUAUACUAUUGUCCAAAACGAAGUGAAAUACACAAUACAUAUACAUGUGCUGUCAUAUUAAGCUUAAAAAGUGGGUCUCAACAUCCAGAUCAUUGGAUUAAACGAUCUACAGCAGUAUUAUUAAAUUUAGAAAAUUAAAUUACUAAAUUAUAUUAGAGCUUUAAGCCUUUAAAUAAAUUGUAUUUUAAAGUUUAUUUGUAGUUUAUUCCACAUUCACUAAAACUAUGUAGCCAUAUUUAGAUUUAGGUGGAUAUGUAGGUAUCUUAUUUAUUGUAUUUUAUUUUAAAUAUUAAAGUGUAAACAUUUAAUACACGUAAACAUAUAUUAAAUAUCAAAGUAUAAACAUUUAAUAUAUAUAAACACAUCUAAUAAUAAAUGUUAAAUACAUUAGGGAUAUUUAGUUUAAGCCAAUGACACUCGUGUUUAU